AUGGGGGGGGGAUGUCGGGAAAACCUCAGCCAGUCGCGAUCCUGCACCCCACAACCCCAACCCCUGGCGCGGCGAAAGGUUAAUGAAGCUAAUGAAGGAGAAUGGGUCAAGACGAAGCCGAUGCCUGGAACCGAAGCAGAGUUGCUGUUUCUUGGCCCUGUCGGCAAACUGUCGGCCAAUCACCGGUGCUGUCAAUAUCGGUGGACUCUCCCGAGAGUCCAAACUACUGCUGUGCCAACCGGUGAUAUGCAUCGGACAAUGGAUCGGGCUGUUUUAUCUCGUCGGAUUGGGCCAUGGGACAAUUUGCAAGAGGUGGAAUUCUACCGGUGA
Monascus purpureus is the source of this 330-nucleotide messenger RNA. NCBI's taxonomy places the organism in Eukaryota, Fungi, Ascomycota, Eurotiomycetes, Eurotiales, Aspergillaceae. The record is from the annotation of a GenBank genome assembly.